Rhodotorula graminis WP1 is the source of this 1214-nucleotide messenger RNA. RefSeq lists its product as uncharacterized. The coding region runs from base 24 to 1043 and encodes 339 amino acids. NCBI's taxonomy places the organism in Eukaryota, Fungi, Basidiomycota, Microbotryomycetes, Sporidiobolales, Sporidiobolaceae. The transcript is spliced from 6 exons. Gene Ontology annotation, molecular function: oxidoreductase activity. The record is from RefSeq and is a predicted model, not a curated record.
CACCACCACAAGCACCAACAACCAUGCCUUCCAUGCGCGCUGUGCUCGUACGCGACGGCAAGUCGGAGACUGCCGAGGGCCUGUACAUCGGCGAGACGGAGCGCCCGACGCUCAAGGAGGGAGACGGCCGGAUCAUCGUCAAGGUCAUCUGCUUCGGCCUGAACCGCAUGGACAUCAUGCAGCGUCGCGGCAUGUACCCGCUUCCGCCCGGCGCGUCGCCGAUUCUCGGCGUCGAGUUCAGCGGCACGGUCGAGGAGCCCGGGUCGAGCGAUUACAAGAAGGGCGACGAGGUGUUCGGCCUCGCGACUGGCGGCGCGUACGCCGAGUACAUCAGCGUCCCGGCCGGCAUGACGACGCGCAAGCCGGCGCACGUCUCGUGGGAGAAGGCGGCCGCCGUCCCCGAGAACCUGCUCACGGCGUGGCAGACCCUGAUCCGCAUCGCCGAGAUGAAGGAGGGCCAGAAGGUCCUCGUGCACGCCGGCGCGAGCGGCGUCGGCCUCGCCGCCAUCCAGCUCGCGCGCAUGUUCGGCGCGUCGCUCGUCAUUGCGACGGCCGGUACCGACGACAAGGUCAAGUUCGUCGAGCAGCACGGCGCCAAGGGCGUCAACUACAAGACGCAGGACUUUGCCGACGAGGUGGCCAAGUUGACCGACGGCUCGGGCGUCGACAUCAUCAUCGACCUCGUCGGCGCCUCGUACUGGGAGCGCAACAUCCAGUCGCUCGCGCGCGACGGCCGCAUCGUCCUCGUCGGGCUCGUCGGCGGCGCCAAGACGGACAAGCCGUUCGACCUGAGCCAGCUCCUGUACAAGCGCGCUCGCGUCGAGGGCACGACGCUCCGCAGCCGGUCGCUUGAGUACCAGACCGAGCUCCUCCAGGACUUCUCGAAGCGCGCGCUCGAUCACGUCUUUGCCAAGGCGGACGGCAAGGACGGCAUCGACUUGGUCAUCCACAAGCAGGUCUUUGACUGGAACGACAUCGUCUCGGCGCACCAGGAGAUGGAGCAGGCCAAGAACACGGGCAAGAUCAUCGUGCGCAUCUCGUAGAUAGUACAGCAACAAGUUGAAAUAGCAGUUUCCCCCUCACGUCCGUCUAGUCCUCGCCCCGCUCAGGAAGCGACAGCUCGGCAAGGAUGACGGCCUCGCCGCGCUUGUUGGCGUACUGCGCCACUGCUGGCCGGUCGCCGAGCUCAACAGCGCACGAUGAGCCGGUAAAGA